Messenger RNA from Protopolystoma xenopodis, 1506 nucleotides. Lineage: Eukaryota; Metazoa; Platyhelminthes; Monogenea; Polystomatidea; Polystomatidae. The record is from the annotation of a GenBank genome assembly.
AUGGCCGGAUUCGCCGACGACUCCGACCUCGACGUCCUCGGGCCGAGCGCGGGGCAACCCGUCGAACAGGAGGCGGAGGAAGAGGAGGAAAAGGAGGCUAAAGCAUCGGUACCGGUUGACGACGACGGCCUGACGACACACCGACAAACCGGCGAGCAGGAGUGGCGACUGCCGGUCCACCACUUUCUCGACGCCCGGGGCCUCCUGCAACCCCGAACGCCGUGGGACCGAGACCCGGCCGGUGCAGAAACGGCUCGGCCGGCGAAUCCGAUGAGUCUGGCGAGUUCGGCGAAUCAGCGUCCGGAGUGGAGUCCUCGAGGAUUGCUCGAGCCAGUCGAGUCGGUGCUCGACUCGAGCAGCGGUCCGUCGCGUCAGUCCCACUUCGUCGCGGCCACGUCGCGUCCCAACGUCGUGGCCGCGUCGAACGACGUUAAUCUGGCCGAUGGGAUUCGCCAGUCGGUCGGUCACUCGUCGAUCGGCUCGUCGGUGCGAAAGCGAUGCGUCAAAGAGACACUGAAAACAUUCGUCCGUGAAGAGAUGAAGGAGCGCGUCUUCCUUCAAGAACCCGGACAGCCUGGCAACGGUCUCAUGCAACCGACGAGUCGAUCCGAGUCCACGGAUCAGCCACGAGUGGUCGUCCGAAAAGUGCCGCUUCGGCGGCUCCCUUCCGCCAGUCCGCCGCCGCCACCGCCGCCACCGCCGUUCGGUCGGGUCGGUAUAGCAACCGAGCCGGCCGAAGAGACAAGACCACAAAAAAUGAAGAUGGAAAAAGAAGAAGAAAAGGAGGAGGAGGAAGAGGAGGUUAUAGAAGACGAGUCGGACAUCACGGCUGCGAUACGCGAAAAGAUCGCGGAGGUCUCUCAGUUCCGACGCAUCCUCAACGGCCAAGCGACCUACGCGCAAGGGAGUCUGAGAGAAAGCGUAAAGAUGCCGAGUGAGGUGAGGCCAGCAACUGGCACCGGCCGGAGCGUGGCAGUUGCUGUCCUCCCGACGGAGGCUGAAAACGGCUUCAACCCACCGAAGCCGAGGUUCAACCUCUUCUCGAGGACGUCGAAUGGGCGAGACGAAGAUCUGAUGGUGUUGAAGGUGAAGGGGGCGUGCGUUGGAGCCAGCCGGCCGGGAAUCGCACUCACGAGCGUUCAGUCGAGACCGGUGAUGACGUUGUUUGGCUGUGCCGUGAAGAGGCACAACGAAGAAGUGGCCGAGGUUACCGAAGACGAGACGGAGACGAGGUGGUCUCGAACCCCAGUCUACCCGCUCAGUUGCCAGCAACAGGCGAGUCCGAAUGGAGAUGCGCUGAAUUGGCGUCCAGUGCCUUGCCAGACCUCGAACUCAGUCGUUCUAGUGAAGGAAGCGUCCGCGGCAAGAGGAAGGAAGGAGAAGGAAUGGGACUCGAAAGAGGAUAACUUUUCAUCACGACAGACUGUCACGAGGUCGAAUGCAACGCUUUAUGACCAACAAAGGUACAGAAGACAAGCACAAUUCGGAGGUAAGUCGAAAUAUUAA